This is a messenger RNA of Linnemannia hyalina, 1251 nucleotides long. The record is from the annotation of a GenBank genome assembly. NCBI's taxonomy places the organism in Eukaryota, Fungi, Mortierellomycota, Mortierellomycetes, Mortierellales, Mortierellaceae.
AUGGACGACUUGUCACCAUUGCAGGACGAAGCACUCGCCAUCGUCUCCAUCUACGGGCCUGCUUCAUUCUACGCCAUUCCCACCGGAAGCAACUCCAAGAAGAACAACAAGUCAACAGUACCGGACACGCCAGUCUACACACUAAAAGUCUCGCUCGAAGAACCCGACUUUGACUACGACCCUACCACAGCCUCCCUCACCGAAGACCUCUCCCGGACAACCAUUGCUAGCAUAGGAGGAGAAGGAGGAGGGAACCACAGGAAAUCCAGCACCAAGGAACUCGAAUUCCGGAUCUACUUCCCCGCAGGAUACCCCGAGACCAACACCACACCACCCGUCCAUGAGAUUGUGAGUAUCUAUUACGGGACCUUGCGUCUUACCGACGCCAUGCUCCGGGAGAUUGACCAGGGGCUCGAGGACUGUUUUGUUCCGGGCGAGGUCGUUGUCUUUUCAUGGAUUGAGUGGUUGAGGACUUAUCUUGAGGACCUCGAAACCCGCGAUGUUCAGGAUGGUGAUCACGGUGAUAAUGGGGAUCUUCUCAACGAGAAUGAAGUAUCUGAAGAGGAUAAAGAGGAUGGUGAGGAUGAUAUGGAGGAUGACCCAUCAUCGCAUGCUUCAGAAGGACAACGAGGUGCAUCCGACUAUUACUUGGCUGACGAUGCUGCUACUGCCUCCUUUGCUGCUGGUCAUAACAACCACCAUCAUCAUCACCACAACCGCCAACCUUCCUCCAACAACCAUAAUGCCGAUCCAAUUAGCCCCAAACUCAGCGGUCAACCGGGCAUCUUCCAGAUCCGUUCAGGAGCUCCGAUUAUUGACCGGAAAAGUGUCUUUGUCGCCCAUCUGGCCCCGAUCCGACAACCGGGUGAAGUCCCCUGGAUGAUCCAGCAGCUGAAGCAGGAGAACAAGAAGGUUAUUAAGGCGACACAUAAUAUCAUGGCCUUCCGUGUCGAGAACGAGAACGGGACCAUUGCUCAAGAUAAUGAUGAUGAUGGAGAGACGGCAGCUGGAAGUCGACUCUUGCACCUCAUGUCUAUCCUAGACGUCAAAAAUGUGGUCGUCGUCGUUUCAAGAUGGUACGGCGGUAUCCCGUUGAGCGCAGAUAGAUUCAAGCAUAUCAACAAUGCUGCGCGUCUGUUGUUGGACGAAUGUGGGUACAUCCCUUCCUCUGGUGGUGGUACUACAGAGGAUGCUGCAGGAUCAGGGAAGAAGAAGUCGAGCAAACCCAACAAGAAAGCCGGUAAACGAUAG